GUCCCGAGUGGUCGAUCCUGCGAUAUAUUUAUGGUGUAACCGUCGUUUUAAAUGGAACCGGUGUCUGGCUCGAGGGAAGAAAAACGCGUUUUAAACAGCUGUGCUGGUCGAGUAGUCGCGCAAUUUUCCCUUGCACAAGGGGUUCAGUGUUCACGGGGGGAAGACGCGUCAAAUAGAAGUCGUCGAUGGGUAAAAAAAGCGUUCAUAGACGAACGUCGCGUUUUUAAAAUCGGUACAUUUUUCUCUGUUAAAUUUUAUAUUCGUUUCUAUCAAAGUUUCGUGAAUCGUUUUUAUAUAUACCUGUUCCAAACGUUAUCUUUUCGCUAAAUUCGCGCGGGGUUUGUUUUUAUAUAUAAAACUGUCGAACUCAAAAUAAUUUCGUGUUUGCUCAAGCUUAGUUAUUUCCAAAAAUCACGCAUAGACACAAUGUCUUUUUCGAAAGCCAGAAUUCAACGAUUCAACGAACUUACAAGCGAAGCACCACCGCCGGGUGCUUACGAUCCAAAAUUCGACAACAAAGUCAAGGGCAUCGCGAUCGAGAAGAAGGAGAGGUUUCAAGACAGCAAGAGCGUGACGAGCAGCGGUGGGGAAUGCAACUCGUCCGUCUCGAGCAAGGGAGCCAGAACGUUACCCUCCCCCAAGUUCCGAACGCCACAAUUACCAAAAAAACGUCCAGCAAAGACAACGAACGCGUUGUCAUGCCCAAAAGCAAAAACCAAGCUGGUUCUUGGUGCCAGCAACGAAUCAAAGUACGACGCAAAACACGAGCUUGCCGAUUUGAAAGUCGAGUGCAUCAACAAAGAUCGAACGAUACACGAUCACGCGAAUCAAAUCGAAGAAAUGAAAAAAGAAACUUGGCGCUUGGAAAAAGAACUCGCUGACCUUCGGACCAAUCAAGUGGAAUCUGAAAAAUUGAAGGAACAGCUUUCGAAUCUUCGAGCUAAACAAGCAGAAAUGGAAGAACAGCACAAAAAGGAUUUGGAAUCAAUGGCAAAAUUACAACAAGAUAUUAUGGAUUCUCGUGAUCAAAAGCACUCUGAGGAAUUACAAUCAUUACGUCUGCAAUUGUCCGAAAUGAAAGAAAAAAGGGAGCGCGAAAUCGCCGCCCAAAACACCGCUCGAGAUGACGAAAUGAGCGAAAAUUCAGCACUUCUGGCGAACAGUCUAAGGGAGAUGAGGAUCGACGCGGAGUUCGAGAUUGACAGACUGACCGAAGAAUUGUCGGAAGUAAGAAGCGCGAAAGCGCGUGAAAUUGACGAGUUUCUGAGCAUCGUCAAUGACAAAGAAAAUGAAUUGGCGUCUGUGCAAGCAGAGUUGAACAAUUUGAAGACUGUUUCUGACGAAUUACGCGACCGGUUGACGCGUUUAGAGAAGGAGCACGAUGUUGAGAUCGCUGAUCUCAGGAACGAGGAAGAUAUUUUAAGAGACCAAGUCGUCGAAUUGAGCAAAAGUAAGAACGAUUUGGAAACGAAACUCGAAACCCGUCAACAGGUCAUUCUCGAAUUACAAUCACAACUCUCGACUGUCCAAUGUGAAGUCGAUGAGUUGAGAGCCGAGUAUGAAAGAAUGUUGCGCGAGUCCGAGACAAAGUUAAAUGAAAUGUCGAAUCUUCGAGACUGCGAAUUUAUCGAUUUGAAAAACGAUCUUAUUCGUGAACGUGAACAGUUGGAGGAUGAAAAAUUUGCUGAAUGCUCACAGAGAUUGGCUCUGGAGGCUAAAAACAAAGAAUUACGUGAGAAUAAUGACUUCUUGACUGAAGAACUCCAAGACGUUCAGAAACUCUACAAAGAAUCUAACAAAAACCUAAAGGACCUUCAGGAACAACUCAAUAAUUCUGAGAAGACACAUAUUGAGGAGGUGCAGCGUUAUCAAAAUGAAAUUGAGGCUAUGAGACGUCACUUCACGUCAGAGCAGUCGAGGCUCGAAGAGUUGCUUGAGAAAGCGCGGCUCGAUUACAUAAGGGAAAUCGAUAAUAUGGCCGAAGCGAGGAAUAAAGAACUGGCAGAGUUGAAAGCCGCCACGGAGAGGACGAUUGAGGAGGAAAAGCGUCGAAUUCAGGAACGCGCAGACAAGAUAGUUGAGAAUGCUGAAGCAGUGACCCGUGAAACACUGGCCGCUUGUCGCGCUGAAAGUGAAGAACGCGUCAAACGUGUUAUUCUCGAAAGCGAUACUAAAGUGAAGAGUAUGGUGAGAGACGCGAAAAAAGCUGUAGAGGAAGAAAUGCGCGAAGCUGCCGAUCGUUAUGCUACUUGUCUCGCAAGAGUCGAGGCCGAAAGACUCGAACUCGAGAAAAAGGUCAAUCAACGCGAUGCCGAAAUGGAAGAAAUGUCAGUCACCAUAGAAGAAUUGAAAGUUGUCGUCGAAAAUCAGGAGAGUUUCAGUCAGAGUCUUCAGGCUGAUUUGGAUCGUGCAGAGGCUGAGCUUGCGGAACGGAAGGAUGAGAUCAGAACUUUGAAGGAUCAGAUGCGUGCUGAGGCUGCGGAAAUGGUAGCGCGACGGCGAAAAAUGGAGGUCGUGAUGGCAGAAAAUCAAGCAUCAGUUGCUGCUUUGUCUCAGCAAUUAUCCGAGAGCAAUGCUGAGGUCGAACGGCUUCAGACUAUUAUUAAAAGCGGCGAAGAAUCGAUCAACGAACACCGUGGUUUACUCAGUGCUAUGCGUAACACAUCCAAAAUACUCACCAAAGAAGUUUUCACACUGAUGGAACAGCUUGACGCUAACAAAAGCAUUGUUGACCAAUUGGAGGCGGUUAAUCUUGCUGAAAUUGAAUCUGUGCGUUCCCGUAUUUAUGCUGAAAUCGAUAGCUUUAAAUCUACUACGGUUAAUGAAAUCACCAGACUUCAGGAAGAAAAUAAGAAAAAAGACGAACAAGUUGCUGAGUUAAAGAAAAACCUGGAGAUGAUGGCUGGAAAAGUGGACGAGGCACACCAGUUUCUUUUGAAGAUGGAAGAACUUGAGGAUACUCGUGUCAUUGAAAUAUCGCAACUCCAGCUGGAUAACGAGAAGCUCGUUCGAGAGUUGAAGACAGCAAAAGAUAUGAAUUCUGUGCUCGAAACACGCGAAUCUGCGUGCAAAAACGCUUUGCAUGAGGCAAGACAAGAAAUAUCUCAGUUGAAAGAAAGAGUAGAGGCCUUGGAAGUCAACAGCAUCGACAAGGAGAAGGUACGAAUUAUGCAAGAGCAGUACGAGGUUCGAUUAAAAGAAGAACGGCAUCGUCGACAAAUUGCGGACGAGGAGAGCAAGAAACUUUCAGAGGACUGCGAAAAUCUACGGACGAGUUAUCACGAAGUGAGUGAAAAAUAUGCGGAGAUGAUCGGCCAUCACAAUCACAAACAGCGUGUAAAACAUCUCAAUCAACUCAAGGAUAAAAUAAUCCGAUUGGAACAGGACGCGGAAUCGAAAAAGCACAUAAUUGAUCAACAAACGAGGACCAUUGAGAAAUUGAAAGCAGAGGAAAAACGCUCUUUCGCCAGAGGAAAAGAAAACAUACAUUCGCAUGGGUUAUCACGAAGUCCUUACGCAACGCCAGCAUCAUCGCCUCUCAAACAAUUGACGCCGCUUCGUGAUCGGAACGAAUGAAUUUCGUUCCAAUCUCUCUUCAUUUCUUCUCUUACUCGUAUCCUCUUUGCGGGUAGAUGAUUGUUUUUCGUUUCGGUUAACGACCCAAGGAAAAGUUUUAUUUUUUUUAUUAAAUCGUCAAAACGAUGCAGAACAUUUUCAGCUAUUAAAAAAGUGAAAGAAAAAUUAGGUCAAGAUUAAAAAAUAUAUAUAUAUAUAUAUUUAUAUUUAUAAAUUCUCACGUAUUAUGUCUUGUUUAAGUUAUUUUUCAUAUCGAUGCCAAUGUUUCAUAAUAUUAUCAUUAUUAUUAUUAUUAUUACUUUUUAAGAAAGUAAUGUUAAAGCGUAAAUUAUUUGUUUCUUUUUGCACACGCAAUUCAUUGUGUUUCGUGACAAUAUUUUUGUCGAUUAACUUCUUUUAUUAUCUCACCAAAUAUGUCACGAGCACACAUUUUUGUAUUCAUAUUAUAUUAGCUCGUUAUAGACUCUGCGCAAAGUGGGAGAAUCUCCUGUUUUUCUAUUAUUCUUCCGCAUUGUUUUGAUUUAUCGUUCAAAAUUGAUCGAAUCUUUUCUGCCCAACGAGACAUUAAUUUGGUCAAAUACAACAUCUCGUUUUGCUGAAUUCUGCCAAGUUUUGUAAUAUUUUUAUUCAAAACUACAAAAAGCAUUUUUUUUUGUAUUUUCUCAGUCUGAUUACGUUAUAUUUAGAUUAAGUACCCUAUUUUAUGGAAGAUUCUUUGAGAACGAUACACAUUUAAAAUGGAUUAUAAUGUAAUA
This is a messenger RNA of Venturia canescens, 4331 nucleotides long. RefSeq names its product hyaluronan mediated motility receptor-like. The transcript has 14 exons. Lineage: Eukaryota; Metazoa; Arthropoda; Insecta; Hymenoptera; Ichneumonidae. Bases 427 to 3576 code for a protein of 1049 amino acids. Gene Ontology annotation, molecular function: hyaluronic acid binding. The record is from RefSeq and is a predicted model, not a curated record.